Plectropomus leopardus (leopard coralgrouper) is the source of this 2378-nucleotide messenger RNA. NCBI's taxonomy places the organism in Eukaryota, Metazoa, Chordata, Actinopteri, Perciformes, Serranidae. The record is from RefSeq and is a predicted model, not a curated record.
AUUCCUCCGCCUCUGUCGGAGUGAAGCAUGCAGGGAAAAACACGCAGACCCCCCCCUCCUCCUCCUCUCUGCAGCGGCACACGGAGCUCGUGCAGCAGCAGGAGGACCAAUAAGCGCGGAGGAGGAGUCGCUGCAGAGUCGCUGCUCCUCUUCUCUUUGUGUCUGCGGCUCCUCCGGAGGACGCGGCAGGAGCAGCGGGCGGACAUGUCCUCCCCGCAGCUGUCCUCGUCCCGCAGACAGUCGUGUUACCUGUGCGACCUGCCCCGGAUGUCCUGGGCGAUGAUCUGGGACUUCAGCGAGCCGGUCUGCCGUGGCUGCGUCAACUACGAGGGCGCGGACCGCAUCGAGUUCGUCAUCGAGACCGCGCGACACCUGAAACGGGCCUCCGGGCUGCAGGAGUCCCGGGCUCCGCCGGGAGCCCCGCAGCAGCCCGCCGGAGCCAAGAGCCAGGCAGGGCCCCCGGCCGGGAAGGAGCCGCUGAACCCGCAAGACGCUCCGGGAAGGAUGGAGCGGUACUACGGAGGCGGCAGGCUGCCCAAUGGCUUCAGACCGGAGGACGGACCCCCCGACCUCAACCGGCAGAGCCCCAGCUCCCGGAGCAGAGCCCCGGGGGGCCCGGGGCCGCUACCGGGACCAAUGACCGUCCCGCCGAACCUGCUGCCGCAGACGCUGCUGAGCGGAGCCGCGCCUGGGGGGCGGCGGCCCGGCUCCGGCUCCGUGUCCGAGCAGGAUCGGGAGCUGAAGGAGAAGCAGCGGAACUCGGAGGCGCUGUCGGAGCUGAGCGACUCCCUGAGGAGCCGACAGGAGGAGUGGGCGGGAAGACCCAAGAGUGUGCGCGACACGCUGCUCGCGCUCACCUGCUGCACACCCUUCCACGUGCGUUUCAAGAAGGACCAUGCGCUCGUCGGCCGCGUGUUCGCCUUCGACGCGGUGUCCAAACCGGGACAGGAGCACGAGCUCAAGAUCUUCAUCGAGUACCCGCGCGGCUCCGGGACCGUGUUCUCCUCCGCCUCCGGGGCCGCCAAGCAGAUGUACCAGGACUGCAUGAAGGAGCUGGGCCGCGGGCUCUCCUCCGGCUUCAAGUACCUGGAGUACGAGAGGAGGCCCGGCUCCGGGGACUGGAGGCUCCUGGGGGACCUCCUGCCGGAACCACUGCGCUUCUUCCGUGAGGGGCUGGGGGGGGAGCUGCUGCCGCAGCCACACGCGGACGGAGGUUUUCCGCCGCUGCCCGCCUCCGUUCUGCUCCCGCGGGCCCCGGCCUCCUCCUGCGGGGGGCCCGGAGGCUCCCGGAGCGGCCUGAGGAAGAGGAGGGCCUCCCCGGAGCCGGAGGCCGCGGAGCCGAAGCUGCCAGAGGAGCAGCGGCCCUGGGGCCACAGCGAGGCCCUCAAACUCUCCUUCUCCGGGCCCCCGGGACUCCCCUCCGGCCGCGCCUCCUCCCCGGACUCCGCCGCGGCUCCUCACAGCGGACCGUCGCCCAUGGCCGCGCUCAUGUCGGUGGCGGACACGCUGGGGAACGCGCACUCCCCCAACAAGGACCGGGACUCGGUGCACUCCUCCUCCGGCACAUCCUCCUCCUCCUCCUCCAGACACGCCAGCAGCAGCCCGCUGUCUCCCGCCUCCAUGUCCGGCCAGAGGCGCCUCUCCUCCCGCAGCGGAGAGCUCGCCAUGUCCGCCGCGCCGCAGGAGCAGGUGCACGCGCAGAGCGUGCCCGACUCCCCGGUGGCCCCCAGCGGGCCCCUGUGCUGCACCAUCUGCCACGAGCGGCUGGAGGACACGCACUUCGUCCAGUGUCCCUCCGUCCCCAACCACAAGUUCUGCUUCCCCUGCUCCCGCGAGAGCAUUAAGGCGCAGGGCUCCUCCUCCUGCUCCUCCUCCUCCUCGUCCGGGGAGGUGUACUGUCCCAGCGGGGACAAGUGUCCCCUACUGGGAUCCAACGUCCCCUGGGCCUUCAUGCAAGGGGAGAUCGCCACCAUCCUGGCAGGAGACGUCAAGGUAAAGAAGGAGAGAGACCCCUGAGGAGGAGCAGGAGGAGGACACUGAGUGAACUCCUCCUCACUACUGAAGAGCUUCAUGUCUAACAGUCAGGACUCCUCCUCAGCACCUCCUCCUCAGCUCCUCCUCCUCAGCACCUCCUCCUCAGCUCCUGUCAGUGGAGAGCAGAUCACAGCCUGUUGAUCGAUCACAUCGAUCAGCUCUGAUCAAUCAGGACUGCAGACUCAGGUACAGGUGAGGGGAGGAGGGGAGGAGCAGGAAGGGUUCAGUAACUCCUCCGUUUUAACCCUUUAGAACCUGAAGGUGGUUUCUGCAGAAAGCAGGAGAAAAAGCAGCUGAGCGGAGAGGAGCGAUUAUUCCGUUUGAUACCAAAAUAACAAACAAAA